AUGGAGAACCAGGACAUUGAGGACCAUCCGGAACACCGGGAAUGUCUUUGGCCUCAUGAUGCGCCCGGUGGAGGUCAACAAGGACCAAAGGGUAGUGUGGGUUUGAAAUGGGGCCGAGUGGGACCACAAGGACCAGCAGGAGAUGAAGGGACAACCAGGGGGUGUGGGAAUGCCUGGCUCAUGCAGGAAGUUAUGGGACAGCAAGGUGCUGAUGGAAUUUGCCGGGGAAAGCGGCUGGUUUGCCUGGAAAAGACGGCC
Messenger RNA from Mesorhabditis belari, 258 nucleotides. Lineage: Eukaryota; Metazoa; Nematoda; Chromadorea; Rhabditida; Rhabditidae. The record is from the annotation of a GenBank genome assembly.